CUGGGGUGCCCAGAAUUGGACACAGUACUCCAGGUGAGGCCUCACCAGGGCAGAGUAGAGUAAGGCAUACCUACAGUACAGGUUUUAAGAUCUUACCUCUCAGGAAUUUUACUUGUAUAACUAGAAACUAUAUCAGAGAGAUUCCCAAUACAGUUGCAGAAUACACAUGUUUUUGCACAAUUUCUUUGGGAAUAUAGGUUAUGGGUUGUUUUUUCUGUGUUGCACAAAAAUAACCAGAUCUAAUUUUUUUCUCUCCCAAGAUAUGUACUGUAUUUUUGUAGUUAAUAGUUGUUUAAAUAUUUUCUGUUCUAUAUGUUCAUAUGUAAUUGACUAGAUGUUUUCUAAAUGAAUUUGAUUAUAUUUUAGCCCAACAGCUUCUCUGGGGAUUUUCAGGAAGGCCAUGUACUCAGCUGCAGCUUCUGAACCCAGAAAGAUUUACCCGGCUAAUUAAAGAAGUUAUGAAUAGUGUGUGGCCUGGCAGAGACAUGGUGGUACAGUGGUAUCCAGGUUUGGAAGACAAAAAUCACCCAUCAAUUUCUUGGCUUAAGAUGGUCUGGAAGAACCUAUAUAUGCAUUUUUCUGAUGACUUGAGUGCUUUUGAUGACAUGCCACUUAUCCCUAAGACUCUGCUGGAAGAAAACCAAACAUCGUUAGAACUGAUUAGAUUUAGAAAUCCGUCACCUAUCAUUCUGGAAGAUGAAUCUGAGACUCAGCUCCCAGAUUACAUAGCAGAUAUUAUUGAGAAAGUUGGUGGAGUUGUACUUAAGAAGCUGGACGUUUCAAUCCAACAUCCACUUAUAAAAAAAUAUGUGCAUCCACCAUUACCAAGUGCUGUUUUACAGAUAAUGGAAAAAGUGUCCCUGCAGAAACUAUGCAAUCAAGUUUUGUCAUUACCAUCAACACAUAAGGAUGCUCUUAGGGCAUUCCUAGCUAGUUUGAAUGAUGUAAGUGAAAAAGAAAGAAGAAUUAUUCAGGAAUUGCUGAUAUUUAAAAAAAUGGAGAAAUCAUCUGAUGAUGGUGUUCCUGUUUAUGCUGGGCUAAAUGGUAGUAAGGUAUUACAUCACACUGCCAAAAUUCCACCUGGUCUAAGAUUUUCUGUUCCAAUAAUUGACAGCAGUGAUGAAGCUACUAUUCGCUUAGCUAACCUGCUAAAAAUAGAACAGCUAAAGAGUACAGAUUGCUUGAAGUUUAUUAUACAAGACAUAAGAAGUUAUUUCUAUUCAUCCGAUGAAACAGCAAAGAUAAUGCAGUGGGUUCUUGAAAAUCUGACUUUUCUGAAAAACGAGAAUACAGAUGUGAUAGAUUGGCUGGCAGCAUUGAAGUUUAUUAGAAUUACAGAAGAAAAGAUAAUGACAGCAAAUGAGCUCUUUGAUCCUGAGGUGGAACUGCUGCAAAACUUAUUCUAUUCUGAGGAGGAAAUUUCCUUUCCUCCUGCUAUUUUCACAUCUUCAGAUAUUCUUCAUUCUCUGAGACAAAUAGGCUUAAAAAGUGAAGCCAAUCUUGUGGAAAGUGAUAUUAUGAGAGUAGCAAACAAAAUUGAAGGUUUGCAUACUGACUCUAACACCGAUUGUGAUUUAUUGAUAAAGAAAGCUAGAACUCUCUUGAUGAUUUUGAACAAAAACCAUAUGCUGCUUCAGUCACCUGAAAUAAGAACUGCCCUGAAAAAAAUAAAAUGGAUUCCUGCAUGUAAGGAAAGACCUCCAAAUUAUCCAGGAUCCUUAGUUUGGAAAGGAGAUCAUUGCAAUCUGUGUUUACCACCAGAAAUGUGUGAUAUAUCUCAUGCAAUUUUAGUUGGAUCCUCAGUUCCUCUUGUGGAAAAUGUGCAGUUUGAUAUAGAAAAAGCACUUGGCAUCUCCACAAAGCCCAGCAUAAAAGCGGUCUUAAAACACUUCAAAGUGGUGGUUGAUUGGCACAGUUCUAAAACUUUCAGUGAUGAGGACUAUUAUCAGUUCCAGCAUAUCUUGCUUGAAAUUUAUGGGUUUAUGCAUGAUCAUUUAGAAGAAGGCAAAGAAGCUUUUAAAGCCUUGAAAUUUCCCUGGGUUUGGACAGGUAAAACAUUUUGUUCCCUCACACAAGCAGUAAUAAAAACAGUACCUGACCUUGACCUCCAGCCUUAUCUGCAUUAUGUGCCAAAAACUAUGGCGAAGUUUCACCAGUUGUUUAAAUGUUGUGGUUCAAUUGAACAGUUAACACCAGACCAUGUUUCUAUGGUCAUUCAGAAAAUAUAUCUAAAAAGUGAGCAGUGUCUCUCAGAACAAGAGAGUAAACAGAAUCUUCACAUUAUGUUGAGCAUUAUAAGAUGGCUGUACAGUAAUCAGAUUCCUGCAAGUCUUCAUACACCCAUGCCACUGUAUAGUGGCAAGCUUCCUUAUAAACUUGUGAUGAGGCCAAUUCACGAGUGUUGUUACUGUGAUAUCAAAGUUGAUGACUUAAAUGAUUUGCUUGAAGAUUCUGUUGAACCAAUAAUUUUGGUGCAUGAAGACAUACCAAUGAAAACUGCUGAGUGGCUAAAUGUUCCAUGUCUUAGCACAAGAUUGAUUAAUCCAGAAAAUAUGGGAUUUGAGCAGUCUGGGCAAAGAGAGCCUCUGACUGUAAGAAUUAAAAACAUUCUGGAAGAGUACCCUUCAAUUUCAGACAUCUUUAAAGAACUUCUUCAAAAUGCUGAUGAUGCUAAUGCCACAGAAUGUAAUUUCCUGAUUGACAUGAGGAGAAAUAUGGAUAUAAGAGAAAAUCUGCUGGAUCCAGGAAUGGCAGCAUGUCACGGUCCAGCUUUGUGGUCAUUCAAUAACUCUGAAUUUUCUGACUCUGAUUUUCUAAAUAUAACUCGAUUAGGAGAGUCUUUAAAAAGGAGUGAAGUUGACAAAGUUGGAAAGUUUGGACUGGGUUUCAAUUCUGUUUAUCAUAUCACUGAUGUUCCAAUUAUUUUGAGCCGGGAAUUCAUGAUUAUGUUUGAUCCAAAUGUUAAUCAUAUCAGUAAGCAUAUUAGAGAUAAAUCUAAUCCUGGAAUCAAAAUUAACUGGAGUAAACAACAGAAGAGGCUGCGAAAAUUUCCCAAUCAGUUUAAGCCAUUUAUAGGAGUUUUUGGUUGCCAGCUACCACUGACUGUAGAAUCACCUUACAGCUACAAAGGAACACUUUUCAGACUCUCCUUCAGAACUCAGCAGGAGGCUAAAGUGAGUGAAGUCAGCAAUACAUGUUACAAUACAGCAGACAUUUAUUCUCUUGUGGAUGAGUUUAGCAUUUGUGGUCAUAGGCUGAUAAUAUUUGCUCAGAGUGUAAAUUCAAUGGUUUUGAAGUACUUGAAAAUUGAGGAAGAAGAUCCUGGAGUGGCACAAGAUGUUGUCACUAUCAAAAAAAGAGUUUGUUCUUCCAAAGCCUUGACUGAACCAAAUGUAAGUGUUUUAAAAGAAGCAGCUAAACUAAUGAAGGUCUGCAGCAGCAGUAAUAAAAAGCUUCCCACUGAAACACCGAAGUCCUCCUGUAUCUUACAGAUAGUAGUAGAAGAAUUUCACCAUGUAUUUAGGCGGAUUGCUGAUUUACAGUCUCCCCUUUUCAGGGGUGCAGAAGAUGAUCCGGCUGCUUUCUUUGAAAUGGCUAAAUCAGGACAGAUAAAAAGGUCAGCUGAUGAACUGCCACAGAAGACAGUAGAUUCAACAACAUGGCUUAUAUGUUCUUGCAUGGACACUGGUGAUGCUUUAAAAUUUUCAUUACAUGAAAGUGGACGAAGACUAGGUCUUGUUCCCUGUGGUGGAGUAGCGGUGUUGCUGAAUGAAACCCAGGAUCAAAAGUGGAUUGUGAAACCUAAUUGCAACAGCAUAGGUGAGGUAUUCUGCUACUUACCUCUACGAAUAAAAACAGGCUUACCUCUUCAUAUAAAUGGCUGCUUUGCAGUUACUUCAAACCGGAAAGAGAUCUGGAAAACAGACACAAAAGGGAGAUGGAACACAGUAUUCAUGAGGCAUGUUAUUGUAAAAGCCUACAUAGAAGCGCUUUGUGUUCUCCGUGAUAUGGCAAUCAGUGGUGAGCUUGUUGACUACAGUUACUGUGCAGUAUGGCCAGAUCCUGAUUCAGUUCAUGAUGAUUUUUCUAUUAUCUGUCAAGGGUUCUAUGAAGACAUAGCUCAUAUGAAAAGCAAAGAAGGAAUAAAAGUGUUUUCUGAUGGUAUCUCUUGGGUUUCCAUGAAGAACGUAAGGUUUCUAGAUGACUCAAUUCUGAAACGGCCAGAUAUUGGACCAUCAGCCUUUAAGAUCUUUUUGAAGUACCUUAAAAAAACUGGUUCCAAAAAUCUGUGUGCUGUGGAUCUCCCUUCCUGGGUUAAGACAGGAUUUGAAGAAGCAGGAUGCAAAUAUGUAUUACUGGAGAACACUUUCUCUGAAAAACAGUUUUUUUCUGAGGUGUUUUUCCCUAAUGUUCAAGAGAUUGCUGCAGAGCUGCGUGAUCCUUUGAUGCGUUAUGUUCUUAAUGAAAAACUUGAGGAGUUUUCAGGAAUUCUUCGUGUUACUCCAUGUAUUCCUUGUUCUUUGCAUGGGCAUCCAUUAGUUACACCAUCAAGACUGAUCCAUCCUGAAGGAAGAGUUGCAAAGUUAUAUGAUGCUGAAGAUGGAAGAUUUCCUUAUGGCACCACUCAGGAUUACCUUAAUCCAGUUAUUUUGGUUAAACUUGUUCAGUUAGGAAUGGCUAAAGAUGAUAUUUUAUGGGAAGACCUGAUAGAACGUGCAGAGUCAGUAGCUGAAAUUAACAAGGUAGAUCAUGCAGCAGCUUGUCUCAGAAGCAGUAUAAUAUUGAGUCUUAUUGAUGAGAAACUGAAGUGUAGGGAUCCUAGAGCUAAAGAAUUUGCUGAAAAAUGUCAAACCAUCCCUUUUCUUCCUUUCCUUAGCAAGCCAGCAGGCUUCUCACUGCACUGGAAAGGCAGUGAUUUUCUACCCGAUGCAAUGUUUUCAGCAACUGAUCUUUUCACUGCUGAUCAUCAAGAUAUAGUUUGCCUGAUACAACCAAUUCUUAAUGAAAAUUCCCAUUCCUUUAAAGGUUGUGGUGCUUUGUCAUUAGCUGUAAAAGAAUUUUUGGGUUUGCUAAAGAAACCAGCUGUUAAUUUGGUCAUAAAUCAGUUAGAAGAAGUUGCAAAGUCUUUCGAUGGCAUUACAUUAUAUCAGGAAAAUAUCACCAAUGCUUGCUACAAACACCUACAUGAAGCAAUGUUGCAAAAUGAAUCAACAAAAGCUAUGAUAAUUGAACAACUGACAAAUUGUAGUUUUAUUCUUGUUGAGAAUGUGUAUGUUGAUCCAACAAAAGUGUCUUUUCACUUGAAUUUUGAAGCAGCACCGUAUCUCUAUCAGUUGCCUAAUAAAUACAAAAAUAGUUUUCGUGAGCUAUUUGAAAGCAUGGGUGUCAGGCAGUCUUUCACAGUUGAAGAUUUUGCUCUUGUUCUGGAAUUAAUAAAUCAGGAAAGAGGGACCAAACAACUAACAGAAGAGAAUUUUCAGCUUUGCAGGAGAAUAAUUAGUGAAGGAAUAUGGAGUCUGAUCAGAGAGAAAAAGCAGGAAUUUUGUGUGAAAAAGUAUGGAGAGAUUUUGUUGCCUGAUACUCGUCUUGCACUUCUGCCUGCAAAAUCUUUGUGUUACAAUGACUGUCCAUGGAUUAAAGUUAAAGACACAACAGUUAAGUAUUGUCAUGCUGAUAUUCCUAGGGAGGUUGCAGUAAAGCUAGGAGCAAUACCCAAACGCCAUAAAGCUUUAGAAAGAUACGCGUCCAACAUCUGUUUUACUACCCUAGGAACAGAAUUUGGCCAGAAAGAAAAAUUGACAAGUAGAAUUAAAAGUAUUCUUAAUGCCUACCCUUCAGAAAAAGAAAUGCUGAAAGAGCUCCUUCAGAAUGCAGAUGAUGCAAAAGCUACGGAGAUCUGUUUUGUGUUUGAUCCUAGACAGCAUCCAGCUGAUAGAAUAUUUGAUGAGAAAUGGGCACCACUUCAAGGGCCAGCCCUGUGUGUUUACAACAACCAGCCUUUUACAGAAGAUGAUAUUAGAGGAAUUCAGAACCUUGGAAAAGGUACUAAAGUAGGAAACCCCUGUAAAACCGGACAAUACGGUAUAGGCUUCAAUUCUGUUUAUCACAUUACUGAUUGCCCUUCUUUCAUAUCUGGCAAUGAUAUUCUUUGUAUUUUUGAUCCUCAUGCUAGAUAUGCACCAGGUGCAACAUCAACAAGUCCUGGCCGCAUGUUUAGAGAUUUAGAUGCAGAUUUCAGAACACAGUUCUCGGAUGUCCUGGACCUCUACUUAGGAGAUCACUUUAAACUGGACAAUUGCACAAUGUUUCGGUUUCCUCUUCGAAAUGGAGAAAUGGCAAAAGUAUCGGAAAUUUCCACAGUUCCAUGCUCAGAUAGAAUGGUCCAAAAUCUUCUAGAUAAACUGCGUACAGAUGGAGCAGAACUCUUAAUGUUUUUGAACCAUAUGGAAAAAAUUUCUAUUUGUGAAAUAGAGAAAACAACAGGAGCACUGAAUGUGUUGUAUUCUGUACAAGGAAAAAUCACUGAUGGAGACAGGCUGAAAAGAAAGCAAUUCCAUGCAUCUGUAAUUGACAGUGUGACUAAAAAAAAGCAGUUAAGUGAAAUACCUGUGCAACAGAUUACUUACACAAUGGAUACUGAAGACUCUGAAGGAAAUCUUACAACUUGGUUAAUUUGUAACAGGUCAGGUUUUUCUGCCAUGGAAAAGGUAUCCAAAAGCGUUGUUUCAGCCCACAAGAAUGAGGACAUUACUCUUUUUCCACGUGGUGGGGUAGCAGCUUGCAUUACUCAUAAUUACAAAAAACCCCACAGAGCAUUCUGUUUCCUACCUUUAUCUUUAGAAACUGGGCUACCUUUUCAUGUGAAUGGACACUUUGCUCUGGAUUCUGCAAGAAGAAAUCUGUGGCGUGAUGAUAAUGGAGUUGGAGUAAGAAGUGACUGGAAUAACAGUCUAAUGACAGCACUGAUAGCACCAGCUUAUGUCGAACUGCUGAUUCAACUGAAGAAACGUUAUUUUCCAGGCACUGAUCCUACAGUGUCGGUGCUGCAAAACACGCCAGUUCAUGCUGUGAAAGACACUUUAAAAAAGUUCUUAUCUUUUUUUCCAGUUAAUAGACUUGAUGUUCAGCCAGAUUGGUAUUGUUUAGUGAAAGCAGUUUACAGCUGUAUUUAUGAGGAUUUGAAGCGUCUUUUACCUGUUAUGCGAGCUCCAAACGUUGAUGGUUCUGAUCUGCAUUCUGCUGUUAUCAUCACAUGGGUUAACAUGUCUGCUGUGAAUAAAGGUCGGCCAUUCUUUGACAAUCUGCUACAAGAUGAAUUGCAGCAUCUCAAAAACACAGAAUACAACAUCACAACGCGGAAGUCAGUAGCUGAAAAUGUUUAUAGAUUAAAACAUUUACUCUUAGAAAUAGGUUUUAAUUUGGUGUACAACUGUGAUGAAACUGCAAAUCUUUACCACUGUUUGGUAGAUGCAGAUAUUCCUGUCACCUACGUCACACCUGCUGAUGUCCGAUUAUUUUUGAUGACAUUUUCAUUUCCAGACUCGAAUUGCCACAUUGGAAAGUUACCCUGUCGUCUUCAGCAGACAAAUUUGAAACUCUUCCAUAGCCUCAAACUUCUGGUUGACUAUUGUUUUAAGGAUGCAGAAGAAAAUGAAAUCCAGAUUGAGGGCUUGCCACUUCUUAUUACCCUUGACAAUGUUUUGCAAAUUUUUGAUUCAAAACGACCAAAGUUCUUAACAACAUACCAUGAACUUAUUCCAUCUCGCAAGGAUCUCUUUAUGAACACUUUAUAUUUGAGGUAUAACAAUAUUUUACUUAGCAGUGAUGUAGCAAAAGUCUUUGAUAUUGCAAGUUUUGCUGAGUUGUUAUCUUCUGUGCUGCCCAGAGAAUAUAAAACUAAAAGUUGUAUGAAAUGGAAAGAAAACUUUGCAAGUGAGUCUUGGCUUAAAAAUGCCUGGCAUUUUAUUAGUGAGUCUAUAGCUGUUAAGGAAGAACAAGAGGAUAUCCAAGCAAAAUUUGAUGGUGUUGUUGAAACUUUGAAGGACUGGACUUUGCUUCCAGGUGUAAAGUUUACUGUCUCAGCUAAUCAUCUUGUUGUGCCUGAGUGUGAUGUUCUGCUGCCUCUCAGCAUUAUGCAUAUUGCUGUUUUUCCAAAUGCCCAGAGCGAUAAAGUCUUUCAUGCUUUGAUGAAAACAGGUUGUAUUCAGCUGGCAUUGAACAAAAUAUGCUCCAAAGAUAGUGCUUUAGUGCCUUUGCUUUCAGCUUCCACAGCAAAUAUAGAUAAUCCUUCAAGCAUUCUGAAAGCCAUACAGUAUAUGGUACAAACAUCAUCUUUUAGAACUGAAAAGUUAGCAGAAAGUGACUUUGAGGCUCUCUUAAUGUACUUCAACUGCAAUUUAUGUCAUUUGACAUCUCAAGAUGACAUUAAAAUUUUAAAGUCUCUCCCAUGUUAUAAAUCCAUUAGUGGUCGAUACAUAAGCAUUUCAAAAUAUGGGACGUGUUAUGUACUCACAAAAAGCAUCCCAUCAGUGGAAGUAGACAGAUGGACACAGUCAACGUCAUCAGCUUUUCUUGAAGAGAAAAUACAUUUAAAAGAUUUGUAUACUGUGCUUGGCUGUGUCUCUGUGGAUGAUCUUGAAGUGUACUUGAAACAUCUUCUGCCAAAAAUUGAAAGUUUGUCUUACGAUGCAAAGUUAGAACAUUUGAUCUACUUAAAGAAUAGGCUAACUAGCAUUGAAGAAACAUCAGAAAUGAAAGAACAGCUCUUUGAAAAGCUUGAAAGCAUAUUGAUCAUUCACGAUGCAAGCAAUAGAUUAAAACCUGCAAAAUAUUUUUAUGACAGGACUGUAAAAGUCUUUGAAGUUAUGCUUCCUGAAAAAUUAUUUAUACCUCAAGAUUUUUUUAAGAAACUAGAACAAAUUACAAAACCGAAAAGCCAAGCUGCAUUCCUUCCAUCAUGGGUAACUUUUCUACGGCAUAUUGGACUAAAAUACAUUAUUUCACAGCAACAGUUAAUACAGUUUGCUAAGGAGAUCAGCAUGCGAGCUAAUACAGAAAAUUGGUCUAAAGAAACAUUGCAGAAUGCUGUUGAUGUCCUCCUUCAUCACAUUUUUCAGGAAAGAACUGAUCUUUUGUCAGGAAACUUUCUGAAGGAAUUGUCGUUAAUUCCUUUUCUUUGCCCUGAACGAGCUCCAGCAGAAUUUGUUAGAUUUCAUCCACAGUACCAAGAAGUUAAUGGAACACUCCCUCUUAUACGAUUCAAUGGGGCACAAGUGAAUCCUAAAUUCAAGCAGACUGAUGUAUUACAGUUGCUGUGGACUUCGUGUCCCAUUCUUCCUGAGAAAGCGACACCUUUAAGCAUCAAAGAGCAAGAAGGAAGUACUCUUGAUGUACAGGAACAACUUGAGCAAGUUUUAACUAUGCUGAAUGUUAAUCUAGACCCUCCUCUGGACAAAGUUAUCAAUAACUGCAGGAACAUAUGCAAUAUAACAACUGUGGAUGAAGAAAUGGUGAAAACUCGGGCCAAGAUCCUGAGAAGCAUUUAUGAGUUUCUUAGUACAGAGAAAAGGGAAUUUCGCUUUCAGCUUCGAGGAGUUUCUUUUGUAAUGGUGGAAGAAGGCUGGAAGCUCCUGAAGCCUGAAGAGGUGGUAAUAAACCUUGAGUAUGAAUCUGAUUUUAAACCUUAUCUCUACAAACUUCCUCUAGAACUUGGUACUUUCCAUCAGUUAUUUAAACAUUUGGGUACUGAAGAUGUUAUUUCAACAAAACAGUAUGUUGAAGUUCUAGGACGUAUAUUCAAGAACUCAGAAGGAAAGCAGCUGGAUCCUAAUGAAAUGCGCACAGUAAAAAGAGUAGUUUCUGGCCUGUUCAAAAGUCUUCAGAAUGAUUCUGUCAAGGUUAGGAAUGACCUUGAGAACAUGCGGGAUUUUGCCCUUUACCUUCCCAGUCAAGAUGGUAGGUUAGUUAAGUCAAGUAUCUUAGUUUUUGAUGAUGCACCCCAUUACAAAAGUAGAAUCCAGGGUAACAUUGGUGUACAAAUGCUUGUUGAUCUUAGCCAGUGUUACUUAGGCAAAGACCAUGGUUUUCAUACCAAAUUGAUAAUGCUAUUCCCUCAGAAAUUGAGGCCUCGCUUGCUUAGCAGUAUUCUUGAAGAGCAGUUAGAUGAAGAAUCUCCCAGAACUUGUCAGUUUGGAGCUUUAUGUUCUUUGCAGGGAAGAUUACAAUUACUGUUGUCUUCAGAACAAUUCAUCACAGGGCUUAUUAGGAUUAUGAAGCAUGAAAACGACAAUGCUUUUUUAGCGAAUGAAGAGAAAGCAAUAAGACUUUGCAAAGCUUUACGAGAAGGUUUGAAAGUUUCCUGUUUUGAGAAGUUGCAAACAACAUUACGAGUUAAAGGCUUUGCUCCUAUUCCACACAGUAAAAGUGAAACGUUUGCUUUCCUAAAGAGAUACGGAAACGCGGUAAUAUUGCUUUACAUACAGCACUCUGACAGCAAAGACAUAAAUUUCCUGCUAGCAUUAGCGAUGUCCUUAAAAUCUGCAACUGACAACCUGAUUUCUGAUACCUCAUAUUUAAUUGCCAUGCUGGGUUGUAAUGAUAUUUACCGAAUCAGUGAGAAGCUUGACAGUUUAGGGGUGAAGUAUGACUCAUCUGAGCCAUCAAAACUUGAACUACCAACACCUGGCACUCCUAUACCAGCUGAAAUUCAUUACACACUUCUUAUGGAUCCGAUGAAUGUCUUUUACCCUGGUGAAUAUGUUGGUUACCUUGUUGAUGCUGAAGGUGGUGAUAUCUAUGGAUCGUAUCAACCAACUUACACGUAUGCAAUAAUUGUACAGGAAGUAGAACGAGAAGAUGGUGAAAGUCCCAGUUUUCUAGGAAAGAUUUACCAGAUUGAUAUUGGAUAUAGUGAGUAUAAAAUAGUGAGCUCUCUUGACUUGUACAGAUUUUCAAGACCUGAGGAAAGUUCUCAAGGUAGGGAUAGCACACCCUCUACCCCAACUAGUCCUACAGAAUUUCCAGCUCAUGGACUGAGAACAAUUCCACCUCUCUUCACUGGUAGAGACAGCCACAAAACAACAUCCUCUAAACAUCACUCUCCAAAGAAGCUAAAGCCAAGCUCCUUGCCAGAAAUAUUAAGAGAAGUGACAUCUGUGAUUGAACAGGCUUGGAAGCUUCCAGAAUCUGAAAGAAAGAAGAUUAUUAGAAGACUUUAUCUUAAAUGGCAUCCAGAUAAAAAUGCAGAUAAUCUUGAUAUAGCUAAUGAAGUUUUCAAACAUUUACAGAAUGAGAUUAACAGGCUAGAAAAGCAGGCCUUUAUGGAUCAAAACACAGACAGAGCCUCAAGAAGAACGUUUUCAUCUUCAGCUUCUUCUCGAUUUCAGUCAGAUAAAUUUUCUUUCCAAAGGUUUUAUACUUCGUGGAAUCAAGAAGCAACAAGCCACAAAUCUGAAAGGCAGCAGUAUAAAGAAAAGUGUCCAUCUUCCACGGGACCAUCUUUCUCGCAACGCUUUUUUGUCCCACCCACAUUCAGGUCUGUUGGCAAUCCUGUCGAGGCACGUCGAUGGCUUAGACAGGCCCGAGCUAACUUUUCAGCUGCAAGAAAUGAUCUUCAUAAAAAUGCCAAUGAAUGGGUAUGCUUUAAGUGCUACCUUUCUACUAAGCUAGCCUUGAUUGCUGCUGACUAUGCUGUGAAGGGAAAAUCAGACAAAGAUGUAAAACCAGCAGCCCUUGCACAGAAAAUAGAAGAAUAUAGUCAACAACUUGAAGGGCUUGCGAACGAUGUUCAAACGUUGGAAGCUUAUGGAGUAGAUAGCUUAAAAACUAGAUAUCCUGACUUGCUUCCUUUUCCACAGAUUCCAAAUGAUAGGUUUACUUCAGAAGUUGCUAUGAGAGUGAUGGAAUGUACUGCUUGUAUCAUAAUAAAACUUGAAAACUUUAUACAACAAAAAGUGUAAGAGAUUUGAAGACUAUUGUCAGAGCUUAGGUAUUUUAUGUGGUGAGACACAAAUGUGAUUGAGCGGAUUACCAUGCAUCCAAGGGGUUAAAUAUUGGAAAGCAGUCUAGAAAUAUGAUGCACAAAAGUGGAUGGCAGUGAAAUGUUUAGAAUUUAAAUUUAUUUAAACAAGAUUUUUUUAAACUGAGCCUGCUGUACAAGCAAACUGUAGAUCAUAUUUUUUAAAAUUUCCAAGGAAACAGUGCAAAAAUUAACUGUAUGUACAUUAUUGUGAUUAAUUGGCAUAUUACUGAACUGCACUUUAUAUAACCAAAGCUUAGCUUUCUGUUAGAUGAUUCUGUAAUUGUAACUCCUUAUUAGAUUUUAUUUCAUUUAAUGCUGUGUUUCCAAGAAGGUAAUAUUGUUAUUCAAUGUACUAAGCCUAAGACUGGACGUACUUGGAAAUGUGAGGUGGGAUGAAAGCUAAAAAACUUUGGAGAUAGUGCUCCAAAUCAUUUCUGUUUUCUUUUGUGUUUUGUGGACAUUCAUGUCAGCUAUAGUAAUUCUUUUAUCAGCUGGAUCUGAUUAUAGAUUUGCUGCAAUAUCACCUGGUAAACAUAUAAAGGAUUGUCUAGUACCUGUGAACUGGUACGCUGUUAUAAUCCUGAAUGAUGAUACUUGACAUAACAUGAAACUCCAUGUCAUGCAUUGAUUGCAUUUACUUUAUUGUAAAAUAAUUAUUUAAUUUACAUUUUUUUUUUU
Messenger RNA from Meleagris gallopavo (turkey), 12697 nucleotides. The record is from RefSeq and is a predicted model, not a curated record. Lineage: Eukaryota; Metazoa; Chordata; Aves; Galliformes; Phasianidae.